Messenger RNA from Rhinichthys klamathensis goyatoka, 4052 nucleotides. RefSeq names its product CAP-GLY domain containing linker protein 2 (gene clip2). Gene Ontology annotation, biological process: cytoplasmic microtubule organization. The record is from RefSeq and is a predicted model, not a curated record. Gene Ontology annotation, molecular function: microtubule plus-end binding. Bases 363 to 3482 code for a protein of 1039 amino acids. Lineage: Eukaryota; Metazoa; Chordata; Actinopteri; Cypriniformes; Leuciscidae. The transcript is spliced from 17 exons. Gene Ontology annotation, cellular component: microtubule plus-end; nucleus; cytoplasm.
CGGUGCCUGUGAACCUCGCAUCCUGUCCCACUCCCAGCCACUGCCAGCUUUAGCUCAGCAUCCAUAUUUUUCGCAUCCGUGUGGGAGAGAGAGAGAGAAAGAGAGAGAGAGAGCGGAUCGAAGGGAGUGGCAGACGCUGACAAAUCUCAUGCCGGGAAGCCGACUGAGCCAUCCCUGAUUCCCUGCACAGAUUCAUCUGAAGUUCGCCGGCACCGACUUCAUUUUAAUUCACAGGAUUUGGACUUCAUAAGUCCCACAGGUAGAAUGGAGAAGGAUAUCCGCCAUCCUCACAUUUAGUGCCUCGAUUAUAUAAAGAAAACCCUUAAUAAGCUGCGAAACUUGAAGUUUCUCCAGUGGACAUAAUGAACAUGCUGAAGUCCAGUGGCUUGAAGAUCCCUGGCAGGGGUCCUAAACACUCCAGUCCAGUGGGACGAACAACUGCUGGCCCAUCAACCAGCCCUGCGGCUCAAAAAGACAGUUGCCCCUACAAGCAGAUGACUCCCACCCCAAGCAGCAACGCCUCAGACAAGUCCAGCUCCAAAGCCUCUGAGGUGGGUGACGAGGUGGCCGGGGACUUUGUGGUCGGUGAACGUGUCUGGGUGAAUGGAGUCAAGCUAGGAGUCAUCGCCUAUCUUGGAGAGACCCAGUUUUCCCCGGGACAGUGGGCUGGAGUGGUGCUGAAUGACCUGGUUGGAAAAAAUGACGGCUCUGUCAAUGGAGUGCGUUACUUUGAGUGCCAGGCUUUGCAGGGCAUCUUCACCAGGCCUUCCAAACUCAUGCGGCAACCCGCCGGGGAUGGGGGUGACGAGCAGCAGAACACACAACUGCAGGGUGGUGCGGGAGCAUCCGGUCAGCGUGUGGUCAUGCCGCUCAGAGAAGGCAUGCUCAACAGCUCAGUCAAAACCGGCAAUGAGUCAGGAUCCAACAUGUCUGACAGUGGAUCUGUGAAGAAAGGGGGAGAGAAGGACCUUAAGGUCGGAGAUCGAGUGCUGGUUGGCGGCACUAAAACAGGAGUAGUGCGUUAUGUGGGGGAGACUGACUUUGCCAAGGGCGAGUGGUGUGGAGUGGAGCUGGACGAGCCGUUAGGGAAAAACGAUGGAGCUGUAGCAGGAACCAGAUAUUUUCAGUGCCCACACAAGUUUGGCCUCUUUGCUCCGAUCCACAAGGUGAUUCGGAUUGGCUUCCCAUCCACCAGUCCGGCUAAAGCUAAGAAGAGCAAGCGUAUGGCCAUGGGUGUGUCGUCUCUGGCUCACAGCCCCUCCAGCUCCUCCAUCAGCUCUGUCAGCUCUGUGGCCUCCAGCGUGGGGGGCCGACCCAGCCGCACUGGCCUGUUGACCGAGACGUCGUCGAGGUACGCACGGAAGAUCUCUGGGACCACGGCUCUGCAGGAGGCCCUGAAGGAGAAACAGCAGCACAUAGAGCAGCUCCUAGCCGAGAGAGACCUGGAGCGGGCCGAGGUCGCCAAGGCAACCAGCCGUAUCUGCGAGGUGGAAAAAGAGCUGGCGGCGCUGAAGGCCGGACAUCUGCAGUAUGCAACGGAGGCAGAGAGCAACCUACAGCAAGUCCGAGCCGUGCUGGCAGGCACUCAGAAAGACAAAAUGGAACUGGCCAAUCAGCUUGAAGAAGAGAGAAGGAAAGUGGAAGAUCUUCAGUUCAGAGUCGAGGAAGAGUCCAUUACCAAAGGAGACCUGGAGACUCAGACCAAACUGGAGCAUGCCCGUAUUCGGCAGCUCGAGCAGUGUCUGCAUUUGGAAAAGUCCAAAGCAGAGCGGCUUCAGAAAGAGUUAGAGGAAAAUAUGCAAACUACAGUUGAGGAGAAGAGUCGUGUUAUGCAGCUGGAGGAGGAACUGGCCCUGCGCAAGGCUGAGGUCGAGGAGCUCCAGGUUCGGCUUCAGAGAAGCUCCUCCGGCCCAGGCACAGAUGCUGGAGACUGCGGGCUAGGCUUAAACUCGGAGACUCUGGUCUUGCGGGAACAGCUUCUCUCCGCAGGCCGCGAACGUCGCGAAGAGAGCAGCCAGCUGCGCGAGAGGUACGAGGCGUCCCUGAGCACCAGCCAGAAAGAAGUUGAACGCCUUAAAGCCACCACAGAUCGUCAGGGCCAAGAGAUCUCUGACCUGAAGCAAAGACUUCAGCAGGCCACUCGUGAAAACAUGGAGAUGAUGGACAGCUGGAAAGCCAAGCUAGACACUUUGGUUGGAGACCAUCAACGUGCUCUAGAGGAACUAAAAUCCUCAUUAACGGGAGAUCGUGGGGCCAGUGAAAUCGGAGAGGGUGAAGGAACCACACCUGAGAUGAGGGCUGCUCUGGAGAGCUUAAAAAUGGAGCAUCAACUGGAGCUAGAAAACUUGAAGGCCAAGCAUGAGAUUGAUGCCGCCAUGAUGGCCAAAGAGCGCGAAGACCUACGUGCCCGACUUCAGGAUCUGCGGGACCAGCUAGAGGAGAGCGAGCAGAACUGGAAGAUCCAGGUGGAAACCAAGAGCAACCAGCAUACUCUGGAGCUCAAAGAGGUUUUAGAGAAGCUCCAAAAGGCUGAGUUUAGGAUCAGCGAUAUGGAUAAGUCCCAUGAAGAGCAUAAAAAUGCCACCCUACUUCUUAAAGAGCAGCUGGAGCUGGCUGAGAAGAAGAUGGUUGAUUAUGAAGCCCUGCAGAAGGCUGAAGCUCAGAGCCGAGCAGAGAUCCUCUCUCUGCAGGAGAAGCUGAGGGUCAGUGAGAACCGACUGCAAGCUGUGGAGGCGGAUCACAACACCCAGGAUGUUAAUAUGAUCGAAAAUAAUGACAACUCUGAAGAGAAGAUUAAACUGAAACAGAAUAUGGAAGAAACUCUGGAGAAACUCACAAAAAGGGAAAAAGAAGUCUCCACUCUAACAACCCAAGUAGACGCCCUAAAGACCCAAAUAACUGCCUUGGAGGAAAAGGUUCGUUUGGGAGAGAAUGCGGCAGAAGGAUUCUUUAGGGAGAAGACGCGUUUGGAGGCGGAGCUGGAGUCCAUGACCAAGAAAUCCCAUGAUGCAUCAGGCCAGCUGGUGAUUAUUAGCCAGGAGCUUCUGAAGAAAGAGAGGAGCCUGAAUGAGCUUCGAGUGUUAUUGCUGGAAUCUCCGCGCCACUCUGCAGGAGUGGACCGGGACAUUAGCCGUGAAGUUCACAGAGCGGAGUGGAGGAUGAAGGAGCAGAAACUACAGGAUGACAUUAAAACGCUGCGGGAGAAACUUUUGCUGCUGAGUCGGGAAAGGUCGUCUCCAGACCACCGCCGAUACUCUAUGAUGGACCCGUCUGCUUCAGACACAGAGGUAGCCCGUCUGCGUCAAAGGCUGCUGAGCACAGAAGAUGCCCUGAGGAACGCUCUGGAACACAACCAACACGUGGACCAGCUAGUGCAGGCCAUGCGUACCCGCCCAGACAAGAACCAGGCACAUGCUAGUGCAAAUUCUGCAAAUGGAAUUCAUCAAGAAGACACUUCCUUCACACAAGAGGAAGAACACUGAUGAGGGCUAAAACAGUUCUUGGAUGUUUAGGGAAGAAUGGAGGUGUAAUGGGAAAGAAGAAGCCAAUUUGAUGCCUAGACCUUUGGACUAAUGCUUCACUGGACAUCUUAUUUUCCGUUUACAGUUAACACCAAAACAACAACUUUAUAAAUGAACAAACAGAAGCCACAAAUUGAAGAAUAUCUAAAACGAUCUGAGACGCUAUAAAAGACAUAAUGGAAGUGGUUUUAAGGUCAAUGGUACAACACGGACAAACCGGCACACCGAUCCUGUAGACUACCUCCGAGAUGGACAAUGAUGUCUGACUUAACAAACGAGAGAGUGUUGGUCAGGAAAACAAACAAUACCCUGCUAUACUCCCAGUUGGUUGUAACCAGUUGCCGUUUAGAAAACAUUUUUGGCCUCAAUUUUUACCGUUUAAUUUAUUUGCCAUUUAUGCUUUUCACCUUUUUUUUAAAUGAUAAACUGGCCAACUCUCAGCAUAAGGUUUGAAGGACUUGGGCUGGUCACUAGAUUCUGUAGCAAACAAGUAAAUAAAAAAGACAGGCUCCCUUAUUCCAUACCUGCUCA